Messenger RNA from Trichosurus vulpecula (common brushtail), 3537 nucleotides. It is a transcript of the gene CCDC142, whose product is annotated as coiled-coil domain containing 142. The record is from RefSeq and is a predicted model, not a curated record. Lineage: Eukaryota; Metazoa; Chordata; Mammalia; Diprotodontia; Phalangeridae. The transcript is spliced from 11 exons. The coding region runs from base 208 to 2454 and encodes 748 amino acids.
GCCCGGGGUCAGUGUCUGCUGCUAGUGGGGUUGGGGUGGUCACUUGGGCUCCCGAGAACAUGACGGGGUGGGCUCUGGGGCCGGCGCACUGUGGGUGCGGUGAGGUCUUUGACAGGUUCAGGGCCUGUCCCGGGCCGAGUGUCCAUCGCUAGGCCAGCGGCCACCUGUUCUCGCUCCGGCCGCCCUGGCACUGACCUCGCCGCCACUAUGUCCCGGACGUCCAGGUCUGGAGGCUUCCUGCCCCCGUUGUGGCCGCCGCCUCCCGGGGAGCCAGGUGGCGUUUGGCAAGACGGCAAAUUCGAACCUGGCCCCUUGUGGCCUUCCCGAGGUCAGCUGUGGUGGACCCGGGCAAUUAAGGGGCAGGAUGGGGCCGUCAAGGAAGGAGAGGAGACGGACUUGGCGUGGUCCGGGAGAGGAGCGAGCCGGGCUUCCUUCUCCGGGCCCCGACUGCCUGCAGCCCUGCAGCGGCUCCGAGCGGUCCUGCUGCGGCUGCAGAGGGAGCGGGAGGAGCUGCUCGUGGCCCGGGACUGCGCCCGAUCCCUCCACGCCACGCUGGGCUUCUUGAAAGUCCCCCGGCCCUUCGCUGCCCUGCCCCAGCUGUGCUGGGAGCUGCUUCCGCACAGCCCUCACGGCACCACCCUGCGCGUCCGGGCCCACACCGACCCCCAGUUCCGGCCCCUUGCACUUCCCCUGGCCUUAGCGAUACAGAGACUGGACAUGGCCGUUGAAGAGCAGCUGAAGGUCUUGGGCCAGGCUUCCCCCAGCCCCGCCUUGGUGUUCCAGAUCAGUGAGCUUCUUCAGGUGCUCCCUGCCUACCACCAGGUGCUGGCAGUGGCCGUGGGGGCUGUCCCCAGGGCAGCCCAGCCCUUCCCUCCUAGUCGAGUGCUCCAUCUCUUGGCCAGGGAGCGGGGCAGACUAGGAGCAGAGAGGCUCUGGAUGGGUCUAAAGGAAUCUAAGCUUCGGACUCAGCUCCAUAAGCUUUGCCGGGAAGAACGAGAACUUCUUCCUGGGUUGUUGGGCCUGCUGGGAGAUACUGGGGCUCCUGGGAGUGGUUCUCGGGGCUUGGGAGGGUCCCGAAAGCUGUGGGGCCAGUAUUGGAGUCUCUUUUGGGCAGCAUGUGCCCAGAGCCUUGGCCGGAGACUGGGCCCUUGGGAAGACAUGCAGAAAGCCGUGCAGGAGCUGAGAGAGGCACUGGAUCAGGCAUCCCUGCCACAAGAAUGUGAGAAGGAGCUGACUUCACUGUGCCACUGUCUGCUCCGACAGGCACUGAUCUGGAUGUGGGACCAAGGUUUUUGCAGAGCCUUGGGAUCUGUUCGUGGAGACUGUGGGAUUAUGCGUGCAUCUUGGGAUGGCACCCCCUGCAUGCACACUACUGACCUCUUCCAACAGCUCUUUCCUCCGCUCACCUCUGCCCUUCAAGAACCAGGGGCAGCUUCUUGCCAGUCUUCUGGGCCAGGGCCACCACCUCUAGCCCUUGGGCUUUGCACUCUUCAGGCCACCACCCACUGGCUCCUAAGUAAAUGUCAGCAGCAUCUGGCCUCGUGGGCCCCAGGACCCCUUCUGCUGCUGAUCCAGAGGGAACUGCCUCUUCUGCUCUGUGAGGCAGAGGCCCUGGCAGCCCUGGUUUCUGAAGGGGCAUCUGUCCUGGGACUGGACCAGCAGCUGGGAAAAGAGAUUCGGAGACUGACAGCUCGCAUUCAGGUCCUGCCCGAGGAGUCUCUGUGCCUCUUUUCCCGAGAAUGUUGGCAACAAGCAGCUAAGGGCUUCCAGCUCCAUAUGCCCCAGGGUCGUCACUGGAGGCUCAGGCUCCGAUCUGAGCUCCCCAGCAUCCCCAGUGACUAUGCAGAGUUGGUAGUGGGAGCUGUUCUGGGGCCUGUGCUGCAGGGGGUACAGGGAUUGCCCCCCCAGGCCCAAGGGCCCCCACUCACACAGGCCUUGACUGCACUUCUUGAUGCCUGGCUCAACCACAUUCUCACUCAGAAGAUCCGGUUCAGCCUGCAGGGCGCACUGCAGCUGAGACAGGAUUUUGCAUUGGUUCGGGGGCUGCUAGAAGAGGAGCAGUGGGGUCUGGCCCCUGAACUUCGUCAGGCUUUGCUCACACUCAGCGUCUUCCAGCGGGCAGAUGGGGCCCUGUUGUGUCUGCUGCAGCAGCCAGUGCCUGGGAGCCGUACCUACAGAGGACCCCCAUGCUGUUGUUCCUGUAACAAGAUCCAGACCCCUGAACUACCCAGUAGCAGCCUCAACAGCCUAGAGAACUUAGAACCACCUCCUCUGCGCCCUGGGGUUACUCUUGUUCAAACAGCUCAACUUCUCAGUACUCUUCGGGGUGGAGGACCCAGCCCUGAGGCCUACUUGGCAGGCAGCCAGCAGGCUUGGCUGGCCCUUCGGCAGCACCGACCCCUACGAUGGCAUCUGCCCAGCUUUCUUUGCAUUCGAACUAGUCCUGAGCCCUGAUAACAGCACGUGAAAACUGGGAAAAUUCAGAGGCCAGAACAAGCCCAAAGAAGCCUAGAAAUAAAUCUUUGACACCAGAGUCUGAACCAAGUCCAGGACAGCUUGGAACCUGGAACAAAGGGAAGCUUGGAGCCAAAUCUGGAAGUGGAGAGGCAUUUAGAGGAGCUUACUACCCAGAACCAACAGGAGCCUAGGGUCUGCAGCCAUAUAAUCAAGAGCCUGGAACCCAAAAAUGCUCAGGGUUUGAGACCCAGCUACCAAAAACACUGGGACCCUGAGCUACAAAUCCAGAGAAAUUUGAGCCCAGGAAUCCUGGGCCUCAUGUAGGCCUAAAGAUUGAGAACCUCAUGCCCUAGACUAGACAUAAGUAACUGCAGCAACGGAAGGGGAGGAACCAGAACAUUCUGCAUAUGUAAGUCCCAAGAGCUGCUCCCCCCACCCCCAGUUCUUUGCCCCAACACCUCAGGGCUGAUGUGGAUGUGCCUUUCCAAACAUGACAAAACCAGUCCUCUCCUUGCCACAGACAAGGUGCUAUUUUCACAUGUCAGGAGACGUUCAUUAAGCACUUAGUCGUGCAUGAUCUUGUACUAGGUGACCAGAGAGAUGAUGAGAAAUGGAAUGGGGUUCCUGCUCUCCAGUAGCUCACAGCCUAUUGGGGAAGAGGAGGAAUGGAUACAGGCAGCAUAGCGUAGUGGUGAAAUCUAAAGACCUGGAGAACUUGGGUUUGAAUCUUGGCUGCUUUUCACUAUCUGUUGUCAUCACCUGGCAAAUGACUUCAUCCUUUGGGCCUCAGUUUCCUGAUCUGUAAAAUGGGCAGUUGGACCACGUUGUUCAGGUAUCUUCCAAAUACUCAAGUAUAAUGCACAUCAGAUGACAUGUUAAAGAGAAAUGAAAGUGAGAUGACUUCCAGUUGAGUGGAUAAGGAAAGGGAUUUAAACUGGACCUUUAAGUAUGCAGAUUUCUGCACCUCCUUUCUGGAAGUAGGGAAUGAGAUCUUGGGCAGAAAUUGGAAAAAAUUGGAGCAGAGGCUUAAAGAAAGAUGAACCUGGCAGCAUCUCCCGGAUGGUGAACGGUGCAGGCAGG